AUGGCAGCCGUUGCUCAAGCCCCGGCGUCUGUGCCAACUGCUCCUCCGGCCUCUGUAAAAGCUGCUUCCACGGAGACGAAGGAGGAUGCUACUGCAGCCCCCGAUGAGAAGCCAGCAGUCGUCGACGCCAAUGGUGCGGGCCCCUCUGUUGAGGUUACCAAGGAAGAUGGAGAUAAGAAGCGGGCGACAUCCUCUGAGAAGGAAACUGAUGGAGCCAAAUCUCCCUCCUCGCGCUUCGACCUUGAACCCAACCCGUUCGAGCAGUCAUUCUCUCGCGGCUCCCAAUCUCAAGACCGUACUACUCCUCCUCGAGGUGGCGACGCCACUAGCAUCAAACACAACGCUCUUCCGCCGCUCUCGUCCCUGACCAGUCCGGCCGCUGCAGACCCCACCCAGUUCCCGUGGCUCGCAGGACAGUCGCUUCGAUCUGGCCCGCUGAGCCCUGCUAUGCUGGCUGGCCCGGCACAGAGCAAUCAGGCCAACCAGAAUAAUUCAAACAACAACGGUAACCAAGCGUGGGGUCCUGCGACCGAGAACGCGGCGACCAGCGAAGAGUCUUUCGAGCCAGGCAACUUUAGGACCGGCUUCACGCCCGGCACUGGGUCGGGCUUUACGCCCGGAUACAAUGCGUUGCUCAACCCGGGCUUUGGCAACCUUCCUAUGCCCAGUCCGAACACGGCCGCUUUCCUCGCCAACAUUGCAUCAGUCACAACCGAGAACGGAGAUCAACAGUCUCCCCCCGACCAACGUCAACCCCAACCCCCUGCCGGUCUACACCCUACUCUCCAGGGCGGACCUCACGGCAUGUCACAUCUCAACCCCGCCCACCAGUCUGCUGAGACUAUCACUCCUGGUACUUUGAACGCUAUCGCCAGCGACUUGAACAGACAGCCGCCCCCGCCUGGAAUGGCACCCGCCUUCUACCCCGGUAUGCCUCCACAGCCUGGAAUGGUGCCUGGCAUGCCCCCGGCCGAUUAUGCCCAACAAAAUGCCAAUGCCGCUAGCCAAGCUGCCAAUGGUCUCUUCCUCUUGUCGCAAGCUCACCAGGAGCUAUCGAAGAGGGAGGAGGAAGCCAAGUCCACUCCGCCGAUGUCGAAGCGUGGUGCACCUCCCAGUGCUGGGUCGGUCAAGGCGCCCGCAGGCCAGAAGCGCAAGGAGCCGGCUGGCAAGGGUAACGCAGCCGCCAAGAAGAGCAAGAAGAGUCCCGAGAUCGACUUUUCCGCCGAUGACUCGGACACGGACUCGAAGAAGAGCGGGGGCGAGAAGAGGUCGCGGAAUGAAACCGAAGAGGAGAAGCGAAAGAACUUCCUCGAGCGCAAUCGUCAAGCUGCACUCAAGUGUCGUCAGCGCAAGAAGGCGUGGCUCAACGAACUGCAGAACAAGGUGGAGACACUUACCAUGGACAACGAGCGGCUUGUACACAAUGUCCGAGGGCUCGAGGAAGAGGUCAACCGGCUCACGUCGAUCCUAAUGAACCAUCGGGAUUGCGGCCUCGGCAUGCCUCCAAUGCAGCCUGCAUAUGGCCGCCCCCUCCGCUAA
Messenger RNA from Cutaneotrichosporon oleaginosum, 1539 nucleotides. RefSeq lists its product as uncharacterized. Gene Ontology annotation, molecular function: RNA polymerase II cis-regulatory region sequence-specific DNA binding; DNA-binding transcription factor activity, RNA polymerase II-specific. Gene Ontology annotation, biological process: regulation of transcription by RNA polymerase II. NCBI's taxonomy places the organism in Eukaryota, Fungi, Basidiomycota, Tremellomycetes, Trichosporonales, Trichosporonaceae. The record is from RefSeq and is a predicted model, not a curated record.